Ustilaginoidea virens is the source of this 315-nucleotide messenger RNA. RefSeq lists its product as uncharacterized. Lineage: Eukaryota; Fungi; Ascomycota; Sordariomycetes; Hypocreales; Clavicipitaceae. Bases 1 to 315 code for a protein of 104 amino acids. The record is from RefSeq and is a predicted model, not a curated record. The transcript is spliced from 2 exons.
AUGCGAGUCAGGCAGCGCAAAGACCUGGCGCUCGAGGAGGCUACGGAGAAGCUCCCCAGCAACAGCAACAAUACCGGCUUCCAAAACAUCCCGAUACCUACGGCGAGCGGUUCGAGCCCGAGGGCCAAGCAGGACCCUACUGGAACCAACAGCAAUACCAGAAUCAAGGCCCGGGCCCGGGCCCCGGCCCGGGCCCCGGCCCCGCGCGAGGAGCCAACCCUACGCAUUCCCGAGGAGGUCAAUAUCCUCCACCUGGCAGAGGAGCUGGCCCAGGUCCCGCUGGACACGGAAUGCCACCUAGAGGAGCUGGCCUAA